UACAAUGUCAAACAUAAGCUUUGGUCUAUCCUUGCAACUUACACCGACCACUGAGUACCCUUUGAUCUCAACACAGCUUUCAAUUCUAACGUCUGGUUUGGAGUUAGGAGGGUAUUCUAUCUCCAUUUCGAGAUAGACACCUUCGUAGUCCCUAUCACCAACGAACAUCUGAUGAAGCCUCCGGUCAACAUGAGUACUACCAACUGAGAAAGUAGCAUAAGCCUCACUUUCAUUCUCUCUCUAGGUUGAGUUUCAACUCUUCUAUAAGUCUCUUAGUGCUAUCUAGCUCUUUCAGAAUUAGCAACUUUGGAUCUUCCGCAUCCUGACACUUUUCUUAUACUAUGGGAUCUCCUCCUGCACUUUUGCUAGUUCUUGCUCGAUAACAUGUUGUUUCUAUACAAACAAAGAAGAGCAAAAUGCAAAUUUUUAAAGUUAAGAAAAUAAAGUGAAAUAGUCUAUUUGGCCAAGCUUCUUCAAGUUCUCAGGACGCCUAGACUGAGCAGUUGGAGAUUUCACUUGGAUUGUUAUUUCUCUCUUUUUGUCGUUCUGGCUAUGUUGGAACCUUUUAACUAAUCAAAUUAUAUUAUUAAGUGUAUUGUUCUAUUAUGUAUUAUUGUGUUAAAAUUCUCUAGGAAAAGAGCAAGAGAAACAAAGAAAGUCGAAAAAAGUUGACUAUGCCACACACAUCAGGAAGAAAAAGUCAUGCUCAAAUUAUAGAUGAGAUGACAAAGAAGAAUGGUGGUGUAAAGCCAACCCGUAUUCAGGUAUUCAAAAAAACUCACGAGAAAGAAUACUCAACCAGUGAAUGAGAUUGCCGGUGAAGUUAUGAAACAAAUGGAUGAUAUCGCUGAGGUGUAUCCCGAGUUAAAUAUCCCUGGAAGUGCUUCCAACGAUGUGUACUCAAAAGUAAUGGGACCAGACACUCAUGGGAUUGUCAGAACGUUAGGAAAUGGAGCAGCUCCAAGUUUCGUUUAUGGUCCUGUAUAUAAACGAUCUCAAGCUGAAAAAAGAGAUUCUGAUGCACGGGUUGAGUUGGAAGUUCAAAAAGCUACUUCAGCUAUGAACAUUGAGAUGGCGGAAAAGUUGGCUGAAGCACAAAAAGAAAUGGAAGCUAUGGAUAAAAAGUUGUCUGAAGCAAAAGAGGAAGCAAAAGAGGAUAAGGAAGCAGUGGAGAGAAAAUUAUCGGAAGCAAAAAUGGACAUGGAAGUAAUUAUAGCAGAUAAAGUAAAAGAAGGUGUACAAGCAUAUCUAGAGUCUUUGGGCAUUACUAUUGAUGCAUAUACAAAAUCAGGACAGGUUUCUGAUAACUCAAUUGAAGAUCGUCAACAACCGUUGUCACCCAUUUCAUUUGUUCACACAAAAAAGGCUAAGAUGAUCAAGAAGACCGAAACUAGUGUAGUUGACACAAAUAAAUAAAAGUGGAGCUUUUCAGGGAAUUGAGGUCAAUUACUAGCUGCUAUGAAAUGCCCUCAACUUGUGGAUUGGUGAUUUCAUAAAGAUUUAUUACAAAUUUUAUCUUAGAAUUUAAUGAAAUUGAUUUGAAUUAGGCGUUAAAGUUGG
Messenger RNA from Capsicum annuum, 1560 nucleotides. RefSeq lists its product as uncharacterized. The record is from RefSeq and is a predicted model, not a curated record. The transcript is spliced from 6 exons. The coding region runs from base 826 to 1416 and encodes 196 amino acids. Lineage: Eukaryota; Viridiplantae; Streptophyta; Magnoliopsida; Solanales; Solanaceae.